AUCUCUGUAGUUUAUGGUCAUUAGUCAAUCAAAUGAAAGGUUACUUCAAAAAUAAGAAUACGAAGAAAUCAUAAAAUUUUGAGUACUGAUAUAGUGUUUUACUGUUAAAUAAAUGGUGUAUCGUUAAACUUUUGUUGAAAUAAAGAGGAUGGCUUCUACGGGCAGUACACCUUUUCCUAAAUGGCAGCUAGCCAUCUUACUCGGUGCUCCAUUGGCUAUCGGUUUAGGUUACCUUUAUCUGAGAAAUAGAUUAGAGGAUCCCGAAAAGAAAAAGGCAGCAGAAUUGAAAGCAAAGACUACGAUCUCCUUAGACAACGAAGACAAUGUGAAAGCUGCGGAAAGCGCUAUAGACCGUGCCAUGAAACUGAAGGGAGCCGGAAACCGAGCAUUCCACGCAGGUGAAUACGAUAAAGCUAUUUCUCUGUACAAUGAAGCUAUCGAGGCAUGCCCGCCCGAUCGUUCCGUUGACUUGGCUACUUUUUAUCAGAACCGGUCGGCUUGCUACGAAAAACGGGAAAUGUGGGAGCAGGUAAAAGAAGACUGUACUUUUGCACUUAAACUCAACGAAAAAUAUGUCAAAGCGUUUCUGCGGCGGUCUCGAGCAGCUGAAAAGAGUGGCGACCUUGUUCUCGCUCUAGAAGAUGUUACAUCUGCUUGUAUUCUUGAGAGAUUCCAAGUGCAAAGUUCUCUGGUAAACGCUGAUCGUAUUCUUAAAGCUCUCGGAAGACAACACGCCCGCGAAGCACUUUCCAAAAGACAGCCAGUGAUGCCAUCUAAACAUUUUAUUAAAACUUAUUUCUCUGCUUUCUCUGAAGAUCCUAUUACAAAACUAUAUGUGGAUGAAAAAGAUAACAGUGGCUUUGCUAAUGCAAAGCGUGCUCUGGAUGCCCAAAACUAUGAAUCAGUAGUUGAUUUAUGUACUGAAGAAUUAAACACAGAAGGAAAGUACAAAUAUGAAGCCUUACUGUUAAGAGCAACAUUCUAUCUGCUUUUGGGAAGACAUGACGAGGCACAAGCUGAUCUUGCGAGGUUAAUUGACAGUGAUGCACCUACUAAAAUUAGAGUCAAUGCCCUUAUAAAAAGGGCUUCUCUAUACACUCAACUAGAAAACACUGAACGCUGUUUAGAAGACUUUGCAAAUGCUGCAAAGUUGGAUGCAAACAACUCUGAUAUCUAUCAUCACCGUGGUCAAGUGUAUCUUCUGUUGGAAAGAAUGGACGAGGCGACUGCAGAGUUUGCCAAGGCCGUUGAACUUAAUCCUGAUUUCUCCAUUGCUUACAUUCAAAAAUGUUAUGCAGAUUACAGACAUGCACAAUUGCACAAGAAUAUUGGAGCUUUAACCCAAGUUAGGGCUGACUUUGAGCGUGCCCUAGAGAGAUUCCCGAGGUGUGCUGAAGUCUAUAUUCUCUAUGCUCAAGUAUUGUCAGAUCAACAAGAGUGGGGUCGCGCCGAGGCUUUGUUUGAGUCUGCUUUAGCUGUUGACCCAAAUAAUGCCACAUUAUACGUACACAAGGGACUUGUUCAGUUGCAAAAGAGCACAGACUUUGAUAAAGCUGUCAAAUUAAUUAACAAAGCUAUUGAGAUUGAUGACAAAUGUGACUUUGCAUACGAGACAUUGGGAACUAUUGAAGUACAAAGAGGCAAUCUACGAAGGUCCUUAGAACUAUUUGAAAAGGCUAUUGCAUUGGCUAAGACAGAACAAGAGAUGACACACUUGUUCUCCUUGAAAGAUGCUGCAGCAGCCCAGUUAAAGGUAUCAGAGCGCUGGGGAUUAGAUUGGACUGUCAGUUAGACUAUAUCCAGGUCUUGUUUAACAUGCACAACGAGAAACAAUCCAGUAUGGUUCUGAGACGUCCAAGUAGCUUGGCAAUAUUGAAUGCUAUUUAUCUAUUUAAAUUACUCGUCAUGUUUUACAUACUAUUAUAUUUUAUUAACUGGAAUCAUUUGACUGUGAAAACUGUGUAAGGGUAAAAAUAUUUUAGAAAAUAUCUGUGGUAUAAUGUGUGAAUUAGAUGACUUUGGUUAGUAUCACUACUUAAUAUUGGAAUAAAAUCUCGUUGUAUAUUGUGCUGUAGCCAUUAAACAUCCAAUGCCGUCAACUCGUCGCCCAUUCUCUAUGCUUUUCCGUAACAAUAUUAGUCACAUAUAAUGUGACUUAAGUUCAAUGCAUGUGGCAUACAUUUAUACAUUGUUACACAACUGUAUAUAUUUACGAUAUAUUGUUUGAAAGGAGUUUCAAUGUGUUAUUACAUGUACAAACUUGUAACUGUCUUCAUUCUUGAAGUAUUUGGAAAUAUACUCAAUAAAAUUCCAUUUAAGCAAUUGGCCUAUAAUGAAUAUAUGUAAAUAUUUUUUCCUUUAUUAAUAUUAAAAAACGUAGGUUCAUAUUCAUAUACAUAAAAUGCACUGUUAUUUAAAAAUGUUUCUCUUCUGUGCUAUUUGCUCAGAUUUUAAAUUUGCACAUCAAGUACUUUAGUUACCAACUUUUUGCACUUGUAAGAUAACUUGUAAAUCACAGGCAUUUCCAAAUCAAACUUAAAAAAAUUAAAGAACUUCACAUUGAAGUUCUUUAAUUUUUUUAAUAAAAUUGCUAGGAUUAGUAUGUGGCAUUUAAAUUGUAGAUUAGUUAGUUUAAAAGUUAGGUUGGAACUCACAAGUUUUGGGUCAUAUAAAUAUAUUAUAUGUAUUAUUAAAAUAAUAAAAGUCACCAGGAAUUUUGUUUUUUUUUUUAUUGGAUUAUAUUUAAUAAUUUAUGUUUAAAUAAACAAAUUUAAUGCAUUCAAAAUAUUGUUUCAAUAUUGGUGGAAUGUGAUUGAAAUGUUUUGAUUGAAAUUUGAGAUGAUUUUGAUAACAACUUGUUAAAAUCUUUCACAAGUUUAAAAUAUGCAUUAAAUUUAUUGGUUAGUCAAUAUCACACAUUGUACUUUGUUGUGGAAUUGAAUAUUUAUAGAUAAUAUUGCUUUAAAAUAAUAUCACAUUUUUAGCCUAUUUUGUAAAUUAUUAGUUAAAAAUUGUUUGUAUGCAAUACUAGCAAUCAAAGUAGGUAUAUAAUAUAAUCUAUAUAAAUAUUUAUUUGAAAAAUAAUAGACAUGGUGAGAUUUCUUUAUAAAAUCCUGCAUUUAAUUCUAUCUUUUUACAAUAUUUUAUAAAGCAUGCUGUACUUUAAUCAAAGAAUUCUAUGGACACUAAACCAGGAUUUUUCUUAUAUUCGUGGGAAAGUAAACCUGAGUUUUGUAAAUGAAAGGGAGAUAUAAUUAUUUUACUUUACUAAAACUUAUCAGGCAAUUUCUUAAGUGUUAACUAAAAUUUAUCAGGCAAUUCUUAAGUGUUAACUAAAAUUUAUCAGGCAAUUUCUUAAGUGUUAACUAAAAUUUAUCAGGCAAUUUCUUAAGUGUUAACUAAAAUUUAUCAGGCAAUUUCUUAAGUGUUAACUAAAAUUUAUCAGGCAAUUUCUUAAGUGUACCUGGGCCCGUAGCCAUGUAGCAUCGAUUCUCUUUCUACAGUCGCAAAAUCAAAAUAUAAUGUAUUGGAAUGACAUUCAGUAUCAACAAGUCACAUGAUCAAGUUAGCGAUCGGAUCUACCGAGCCACAUGCCUACAGGCCCUGCCGGCCAAUUCACUAACUUUGACGUAUAUUAGCUACCUAUUAUAAUUAACAUCAAUAAGAACCGCAUUUUUCGUUUUCCGUAAAGCCCAUUAUUAGCAAGUUAAAAUGACAAUAUCAACUGGGCAAGGGUUGUACACAAGUAAUUACCCACUAAAUCUUAUUUUUUAUAUACAAUCUCUAUGUUGAUCAGUUAGCGUUAAAUACGAAAUCACGUGACUUAAGAAUUACUAACUAUAGCUAGGUAGUUGGUAAAUUUCGCGUAUAUUCAUUACAUACGUCAAAGUUAGUGAAUUGGUCAGCUGGUUUGUGUCUUUUUCUUUUUCUAUAAUACUAGGGCUCAAACAAGUAUUUUCAAGUUAAAGAAGUAUGUAGUAGUAACAUGAAAGUCUUUGAUAUAAAAAACAAAUACAUACCUACAUAUAUUUUUUUUCAUUAAAGACAGUUGCUCUGUUUUAAGUUACAUUUUUGCUUUUGAUGAAACUGACAUCGCAUUAAAUUUUCAUUUAAUACCACUAUUUGCAUAAAGACCUAAUGGUUUUUUCGUGGUGUUCAUAAAUUAAACAUAAGCAAAUAUCGGUAUUUCAAACAUUGCAUACUUUGGAGGUUUGACCUCAAGGUCCAGCCUCAAUAGUACUACAAUGUGAUACGUCUAGAGUUCAAUCUAAUUAAAACUAAAAAAUCUAAACUAUUGGCUAGGAUUUCAGUGGAUGGGAAAGGACUAUUAAAAAACCUCCGAGUUACAAAAACCGCGCCUUAUAUAAUAAUCAGUUUUAAAAACGCCAAAAUUUAAUUUUGAUUUUAAUAUAAUAAUAAAUGUGUGCAAUAUAUUCAACAAUUGGAAGUAGGUAUCAGGGUUAGUGUGAUUAAAAAGUGCAAGAAUUGCUUAAUUCUAUUGUUUAUUAACAGUAACAAGACUAUGAAAAUCUUAAUAGUCCCUGUCUAUCCAUUUUGAUGACACGACUGUGUCCGGUUUGUUAUGUACAUUGUCCAUGUAUGUACGUAAUGGUUGUAUUUGGAAUAGGUAGUGUGUAAGUAGUUCACUGCCGUGUUAUAUCUUAUUAAUUUACAAUGGGCGUGUUCAAUAUCUGAUGCUCUAUUUAAUUUCUAACUUUAGUCUAUAUAAUAAUUUUCAACUUAAGACCGCCACAUAUUUUUCCUUGUACGAAUUUUUUUAAUUUUGAUUAUUUAGUCACUGGAAGGCAAACCGCAUAAUUUAGUGCGCGGUGUGGUAUGCAGGGUAACGAUAGAGGGAAGGGAGCGAUCGGCAAAACGGACGCCUGACAAGGAAUAAUUGACAAUACUUCUGUUGCCUCGUUGCUGCUUUAUACCCUCAAUUAAUCAACAGCAAAGCGGUCGGACUCAUCACCGAGGGGUGGUUGUUCGAUCCCCGCCCCGUUGGACUAUAGUCUUACUCUUACCCACUCCUAAUACAGUCUUUCCCGACUAGUUGGAGGGGAAUUGGGAAAUUGGUCAUAUUCAAAAGAUAUGGCAAAUAUUCUUAAAAAGAACUCGUACCCUCUGUUGUCAUAUUCCUGCACCUCUGCACCUGAUACAUGGUGUAUAAAUACGCGAGUGAUAGGUAUCAAACGGCCUAGUGGCAAUUUGAUACUGUUACUAUCGCGUUAACGUAAACAGGUAUUUCUAAGGAAUUGAAACAGCGCCAUCUAGUGGCACUACUGCACAACUGUUUCAAUUCCAUAUAAAUUUGCGUUUACGUCAACGCGAUAGUAACAGUAUGAAAGUAUUGAAAACUCCCACUACACACAGUGAAGAAAGUACCGUACCGAGUGCGCCAAAGGACGAUUUUAUUGCAAUAGACUUAUUUUACUGAUCUCACUGGUAUUUUCAAUAACUUUACAAACUAUGCGUUGCGCGCAGCUCCAGAUCAAUUUUAUCACAAUUUUUUUCAUUUUUUUACAGCUAUUACAAUAUUUAGCGUAACGUGUUGACAUUUUUUUUUGUUGUACAAAACUUUUUUUUAAAUGAUUAUUUCUUGCCUCUGAAAUGAUAUAAAUUAUAUUUAACGUUUUAUUUUACUAGUAUAGCAAUGUGGAUUUAUUUUUACGAAUACCAUGGCCAUAUCCUUUCUAUAAUAAAAUAAACGAGUAAAAUAGUUAACUAUCAGUGUAUUCUAGUUAUUUUUAAAUUAAUUUAUAUGUAUUGAGAAACCAACUCUUACAACAUAUAAGAUUCUAAAAAAAUGUUAAUUCAUCUUUUGGGUCCAAGUUUGAUAAAGUAAUAAAGAUCUCAAAAUUGUUACUCGCUUUAAUGUGAAAAGCAUUAGCGCCUCAUAAGAAUUAAUGUAUUUGAAGGUACUGAACCUAAAUACUGUAUCAAAGCUGUAUAUGCGAACUAUUUAAUUUAUAGGCAAACUGCAUAACUGAGUCCAUCUCCGGUUAUGUGGCAUUGGCGUAUCUAGGAUUAUUUCAUAGGGUGGGCUUAACCCCCGCCAUCAAGUCUAUUAUAUUAGAAGUAUUAUAGAAUUCCAUGUCGAUAGCCCACAAUUCUAAAGUGGGCACAAGUCCAUUCUAGGGUGGGCACGGGCAAUACGCCCCUACCCUUCCCCCCUCCCCCUAUAUACGCCUAUGUUCUGAGGACCGGAGAGCGAAAGAGUUACGCGUAGCAACGCGCACGCAAAGCGUCUAGUAAACAAAGCGUCUGCUUCUCGUUCCUCUUUCGCAGUUAACUGACGUCAUAUAUCCCACGCGGUCGAAGACUCAUUAUGUGGUUUAUAUCGGCUCAUAAACUAAAUUAUGAUGAUAAAGUGCACGUCUUGAGUGACAGCGUAUCCGCGGCGCACGAAACAACCAUUAGGGUUCCGUACGUACGUAGUACAAAAACGGAACCCUUAUAAAAUCACUCGUGCACAUUUUAAUGUCUGUCUGUUUUUUAAGUUCUGGCCCUGAGUGCGAGCGGGUUGACGUUUCUUGCGAUGGUCGUAUUGUGCGUCAUGGACUCAACUCGCCUACAACUACAGAAGCAACGUGGUGAAAAUCCUUCAGGCACGUUUGGAUAAACGGGGCACUGUAACCCCGUGGUGUGAAUGUGAAUUCUAACAAAGAUUUUUUACUAUUAGAUAUGUCACUAGCGCGUCGAAAUUGAGGCGAAUAAAAGCGCCUAAUUGUCUUAAUUUCAUUUAGUCGCACAUUAAACAACGAAUGUUAUUUAAACAAAUAAUACCUAAAUAUUGUCUACAAUGUCAAGUUGUGUGUACAUAAAGUGUAAAAACUAUAUAUUAUACAUAAAUAUAUAAUGUAAGUAAACACAAAAUUGUGCAUGUGUGCGCUGUGUGGAGCAGUUAAAUUCGGAUCACUAUUUAUAGAGAUGUAGGCACGUAACAUAUCUAAUAGUAUAAAACAUCGUUGUUUUCUAAGCUAUGCUGAUUGGGUCUCCUAUCUGCAUUAAUUCCUUUGAGGCUGAGGCAUCAGCGUAGCGAUGGGUUGAUCGGUGUGGCGCAGAGCAAUUGCUCUUAUGAGAGUUAUAAAUUGUAUGCUAUAUCAGAGCCGUAUUGUACGAUCAGUAUAAAUGUUUUCCUUACAUGUUAUCUCGGAAACAUUAGAUUGGAUGGCUUUUGGACCGCGGUAUGAAUGCUGCCUGAAAUUAUUAGUUAGAUUGUGAAUUUAGAUUUAUAGAUGGCAGAUAUAUGGUUCUACAAAAAAAAUUGUUACCUCACCGAUAGUGAAUAGUUAUCAAUUUAUGAAAACUAAAAAUACAAUGUGAAAAACAUACAUAAA
Bicyclus anynana (squinting bush brown) is the source of this 7340-nucleotide messenger RNA. It is a transcript of the gene Tom70, whose product is annotated as mitochondrial import receptor subunit TOM70. The record is from RefSeq and is a predicted model, not a curated record. Gene Ontology annotation, biological process: RNA processing. NCBI's taxonomy places the organism in Eukaryota, Metazoa, Arthropoda, Insecta, Lepidoptera, Nymphalidae. The transcript has 2 exons. Bases 149 to 1792 code for a protein of 547 amino acids. Gene Ontology annotation, molecular function: protein binding.